This is a messenger RNA of Acanthosepion pharaonis, 1770 nucleotides long. The record is from the annotation of a GenBank genome assembly. NCBI's taxonomy places the organism in Eukaryota, Metazoa, Mollusca, Cephalopoda, Sepiida, Sepiidae.
AUGGAUGGCGGCUAUUUGCGUGUGCACGUAUAUUAUAAUCAGAAGCGGCCAUUUUCAAUCGAAAAAACCCUCUCUAUUACGACUGCUACUCGCUGCCAUCUCUUACCAGCGAACCCAAUCUCCAAUGACGCUGUCUUCUCUGUUUAUUGUUUUCUAUUGAACUCUCUCUGUCUUUCUUCCUCUCUCUGUCUUUCUUCCUCUCUGUCUUUUUCUUCCUUUAAAUCUGUCUUUUCUUCCUCUCUUUUUUCCUUCUCUCUAAAAUCUCUCUUUCCUUCCUCUCUCUCUGUCUUUCUUCCUCUCUCUGUCUUUCUUCCUCUCUCUCUGUCUUUCUUCCUCUCUCUCUGUCUUUCUUCCUCUCUCUCUGUCUUUCUUCCUCUCUCUCUGUCUUUCUUCCUCUCUCUGUCUUUCUGCCUCUCUCUGUCUUUAUUUCCCCUCUCUCCAGUCUUUCUUCCUCUCUCUGUCUUUCUUCCUUUAAACUCUUUCUUCUUUUUUUUCUCUCUCUCUUCUUCUCUCUCUCUUCCUCUCUCUUUUUCCUCUCUUUCUAUUGUUUUCUUUGAACUCUCUCUGCUUUCUUCCUCUCUCUCUCUCUCUCUCUCUUCUUCUCCUCUCUCUGUCUUUCUUCCUCUCUCUCUCUUCCUCUCUCUGUCUGUCUUUCUGUCUCUCUCUCUGUCUUCCUCUCUGUCUUUCCUUCUGUCUCUUUCUCUCUCUCUUCUUUCUCUCUCUCUCUCUCUUUCUUUCUCUCUUUCUUUCUUUCUUUCUCUCUUUCUUUCUUUCUUUCUCUCUUUCUUUCUUUCUUUCUCUCUUUCUUUCUUUCUUUCUCUCUUUCUUUCUCUCUUUCUUUCUCUCUCUUUCUUCCUCUCUCUCUCUGCAUUUCCGAAUUUAAAGAACAAGUACGCAGUCCGACUCUACAACGCCCCUCGCCAUUUUGUUCAUAUUCCUGAAUCGGCAAUAGUAUCUAAACGUUCGACGUUGCAAAAAAUAUUAUUGCCUAAAAAUCGUACGAUUCUAACUUAUUCUCCUCUCUCUCUACCUCUCCACAUCUACCCCUCUACCUCUCCACCACAUCUACCCCCCCACCUCAUCUACCCCCCUCUCCUCUCCCACAUCUUCUACCUCUCCCACAUCUACACCUCACAUCUACACCUCUACCUCUCCCAUCUCUCUCCUCUCCCAUCUCACCUCUACCUCUCCACAUCUACACCUCUACCUCUCCACAUCUACACCUCUACCUCUCCACAUCUACACCUCUACCUCUCCACAUCUACACCUCUACCUCUCCCUCUACCGCUCUCUCUUUCUUUUUAUUUCUCCGCUCUCUCUUUCUUUUUAUUUCUCCGCUCUCUCUUUCUUUUUAUUUCUCCGCUCUCUCUUUCUUUUUAUUUCUCCAUCUCUCUUUCUUUUUUAUUUCUCUCUCUCUUUCUUUUUAUUUCUCCGCUCUCUCUUUCUUUUAUUUCUCCGCUCUCUCUCUCUUUCUCCUCUCUCUCUCUCUCUUCUUUCUCUCUUUUUCUCUCUCCUCUUUCUCCUCUUUCUCUCUCUCUCUCUCCUCUCUCUCUCUCUUUCUCCUCUCUCUCUCUCCUCUUUCUCUCUCUCUCUCUCUCCUCUUUCUCUCUCUCUCUCUCUCCUCUUUCUCCUCUCUCUCUCCUCUUUCUCCUCUCUCUCUCUUUCUCUCUCUCUCUCUCUCUCUCUCUCUCUCCUCUUUCUCCUCUCUCUCUCUUCUCUCCUCUCUCUCUCUCUCUCUCUCUCUCCUCUCUCUCUCUCUAUCAACAGUAG